AUGAAUCCUGCCCAGCUGUUGAAUCCAAAGGCUUUCGCAAAAGGGAAGGCAAUGGCCAAUAGAAGGACACAGAAUAAUGCGGCAUCGACGCCAAACAAUGCGCCCCCACAACCCAUGACCUACGAUCCGAAAACGCUUCUCAAUCCAAAAGUAGCAGGCAGCAGUGAUGGCGGAAGUCGCGGCGCCACUCAACCGGACAGCAAUGCCUCGACCACCGCCAAAGAUGAAAGCGACGACAUCAACUUCGGCAUCAGCAGCAUGAUCGAGAACCUCCACAAUACCCACGAGCGAGACGACGCACCAGCGCGGAAGCGCAAAGCUCAGGUCAUUGAAGGUAUUACAGAUGAUCAACGCAAGAAAGCCAAGGGUCAAUCGGUGCACAGUGGCAGCGGAGGCAUGCUGUCCAGCCACCUCAAAGAAGAACGAAAGCAAUUCGCUAAUGAUGCUGGUGACACCAUUGAUCUGACCAAUGAUGAUGAUCUGCAGCCGCCUCAGAGCAACGACGAUGAAGUUCAAUUCAUCAAGGACUCUGGCGACGAUGAAGUCUGUCUUGGUAUCCUUCAUGUCAGCUGCAACGUGUAUAUGAUCCCGUACACGUCGGCAGGUGGUGCUGCGAAGGCUGUAGGCAAAGACCAUUGGCCAGCCAUGGGAAUUCAGUUCGUCCGGAAACCAGCGUCAAAUACCGUCAUGGAGUUGAUAGACCGUACCGCGGCGAAAUUUGCUCACCUGGAUCCUAGGGUAGCGUCGGCAUUGUGUCCGCUCGCGGACGGCUCGAAGAUAAACAAUAUCAGAAUGAAGAUGUUCCUGCCAGCGCGGCCGAAGAGGCAAGGUGAUUACUGUGGGAAAAGGGUAUCGCAGAACAUCAAGGUGGAUGUCACACUGUUCGGCCGUCGUCGGAUGUCAGAUCGCAUUGGCCAAUUCCUCUCGCAGAAGCAACUGUACCUGAGUUCGCCUGUAACCAACGUCGGAAAGCCAAUCGUCAACCCACACGACAAGAAGCCUGUCUCCUUCUCAAAGCAGCCUGGUACGAUUCUUGGACCUAGGCCGCAGCCCUCGAUUCAGGCCGUAGGGCGUACUAUUGAGGAAAUGCGCCGGGAGGCGAGCAGCAUGUUCGAUGGCCUGGCGAAAGCUGAAGAUCUGCCUGAGAUGGAAGUGGAUGGCACCAUUAUCAAGAGUCCGCUGAUGGCGCAUCAGAAGCAAGCGCUGCACUUCAUGAUGGAUCGCGAGCGCGAUGGCUACACUGACGACAGUCCAAGCCAUUCGCUAUGGAAAUAUCGAAGCAAGGAUAACGGCAGGCCCUCGUGGUACCACAUCAUCACUGAUACCGAAGUGUUCGAGCAGCCUGAACCAAUCCAAGGAGGCAUCCUUGCCGAUGUCAUGGGCCUUGGUAAGACUCUGAGCAUACUUGCAUUAAUUGCAGAGACACGCGAGGCCGCGAGACGCUUUCGGCGCGAGGAUCCUCCUGAUUCGGAGUACCUCGAAUGCAACAGCAAGGGAACGCUCAUCAUCUGCCCGAAGUCAGUGCUGUCCAACUGGCAAGAACAGAUGAGACAGCAUACCGUCGAUGGAAAGAUGCGACACUACACCUAUCACGGCGAUUCCAGGAUGCAGGAUACCGAACAGCUUGCAAAGUACGAUAUUGUGCUCACGACUUAUAACACUGCCGCAUCCGAGUUCAGCAACAGCGGCGGCGCCAGCACGAAGUAUACUGCUCUGCGAUCCAUGAAAUGGUUCCGCAUCGUUCUCGACGAAGCGCAUUCCAUCCGCAACUCAGCGACCAAGAUCUUCAAGGGAUGUUGUGAGCUCGAGGCUGAGCGGCGCUGGGCAGUCACCGGUACGCCAGUGCAGAACACGCUUAACGAUCUGGGUGCUCUCAUCAAGUUCCUGCGUCUUAAGCCAUUCGACAACUUGACAACAUGGCACCAAUACAUUAUGGCACCUUUCAAGAACGGCGACGUCGAGGUCAUCAACAAGCUGCAAUUGCUUUCAGGCAGCAUUACGCUUCGUCGACUCAAGAACACCGUCGGUCUGCCCGAGCGUGCACAAGUGCGUGAACGCUUCGAAUUCUCUAAGGCCGAAGCUCUGCUUUACCGCAAGUUUGCUGCAAAGACUCGCACGCAGUUCCACACACUUAGCGGUGGCGGCAACAAGUUGCAGGGCAAGUCCUACGCACACAUUCUCAAGUCACUCGGUCGUCUACGUGCUAUCUGCGCCCACGGGCGUGAGAUGCUUACUGAAGAUGACAUGAAGGAUAUCGACGGCGACGAUCCCGACAACGCCAUCGUGCUUGACAUCGGCGACGAGCCCGAUUUUGAGUCCGAGACCGACUUCGUCACAGAGAAGCAAGCUUACGAGUACUUCAAGAUGUUACACGAUGGCACAAUGGCAGUUUGCCAGUCAUGUGCGGAUCACCUGCUUCCCCUUGAUGGGCAGGCUCAGGAUGAACUCGAUGACUCUAGUGACGACGACGCAGAUUCGAAUGUCGGAAGCGCGGAUACCUUCGACGGCAAGCCCAAUCUGUUCGGUCACCUCACGGCGUGCUACCACUUCAUCUGCACGAAGUGCACAAGCAAGCACCAGAAGGAAGUGCAGGAAAACAUGUCGGUCGACCAGCAUCACGUUUGUCCACACUGCACCAACUAUGUUCAGUAUGGCUUCUUCCCCCUGCGUCGCUCGAUCCUGGCACGAUUCAGCGAUGAGCGCAAGGAUGCUCCAGGUCGAGCCGGAAUUGCGAAGUGGGACGAGAACACGUACAGCGGACCUCACACCAAGGUCAAGGCGCUGCUCGAAGACCUGAGGCAGUCCGAGAUUGAGACCUCGCAACUGCCAAAGGGAGAGCCACCUGUCCGCUCAGUCGUCUUCAGUGGCUGGACUCAGUACCUCGACCUCAUCGAGUUCGCACUCGUGCAGAACAACAUCGGCUUCGUGCGUAUCGACGGCAAGAUGUCAGUCAAGCAGCGUUCUGAAUCACUCACCAUCUUCAACACUGUCGAGCACGUCCGAGUCAUGCUUGUCUCAAUCAAGGCUGGCGGACAAGGCCUCAAUUUUACUGCCGCCAACAAGGCCUACGUUAUGGAGCCGCAAUUCAACCCAGGUGUCGAACACCAGGCCGUGGAUCGCAUCCAUCGCAUCGGCCAGAAGAGAGAUGUUGUGAUCAAACACUAUAUCAUGAAGGGGUCUGUGGAGGAAGGCAUCCUCACAAUGCAGAAGAAGAAGGAAGAUUUGGCGAAGCUCUCGAUGGAGCGGAAGCGGAGCAAGGCUGAAGAGGUCAAGAUGCGAAUGGAGGAGCUCAAGGAUCUCUUCAAGUGA
Messenger RNA from Fulvia fulva, 3309 nucleotides. RefSeq names its product DNA repair protein RAD5A. NCBI's taxonomy places the organism in Eukaryota, Fungi, Ascomycota, Dothideomycetes, Mycosphaerellales, Mycosphaerellaceae. Bases 1 to 3309 code for a protein of 1102 amino acids. The record is from RefSeq and is a predicted model, not a curated record. Gene Ontology annotation, molecular function: ATP-dependent chromatin remodeler activity; ATP binding. The transcript has 2 exons.